This is a messenger RNA of Podarcis lilfordi (Lilford's wall lizard), 37829 nucleotides long. The record is from the annotation of a GenBank genome assembly. NCBI's taxonomy places the organism in Eukaryota, Metazoa, Chordata, Lepidosauria, Squamata, Lacertidae.
GCAGCAUUGGCACUUCCUCCUCUCUCCUCUUCCCACUCAGGGGGCACCACAUAGCUGCUGCCUGUUCUUCCACCAAGAUGGGCAAGUGAAAGGAAUAGCUAUUGCUGCUUCCAUGCCACUCACUCAUCUCUAGCUGGUGGAAUAAGGCGGCCGGGGACCCAGAGAGCACUGGCUCCCUCUCUGAACUCCAAAGUCCACAGCUGGGCAGUACAGUACCUUGCGGCCAACUGAAGCCUGCAUGUGUCCUGUCAUUUGACAGGGACAAGCAAGACUACUAAGAGAGCAAAAUCGAACAAGAAGAGAGAACAGUGUUUGAUCCCUACAGGAGCAGCUGCUCCAUACUUGUGCUCUGAACCGGAUAGAGCACAAUCGGGAUCCCCCGGGCCCCUGCACGAGCAGCCAGGGUCACACUCCUUUUCCAAGUAUCUCUGCUGGGCCCGAUCCUCCAUGCUACGUCUCUGAGACGAAGCGUGGGAGGCAGCUCUUUCCGGGAAGCGUCCCUGCCCGCCCGCCGCCUUUCUGGGGGUGGCGCGACAGGAAGGAUCCGCCUGGGCGGCCGGUGGGGCCCUGCGAGAGGAAGCGGCUGCUGUUACUUGUGCGGGGACAAGUGCCUUUGCACCUUCUUCUGUAGCCCUCUGGGAACUGGAGGGCGUGCAAGGCACAGCUCGCUUCUCCUCGCCUCGGCGGGUGGGUGAGAGAGAGGCCAAGCUAACAAUAGGCACUGGCCCGCUCGCCUAUCCCCUCUGGGUGGCUCACAACCUUCCCACCGGGAGAGGAAGCCGCCGCCGCCGAGGGGCCAUCCAGCGGGCCGCCGGGUUUAAACUGUGGCUGAACUUCGCCAAGGGCAACUCAAAAUUUGCUCGCCUCAUGGGGAUCGGCGAUGGGGAGCCUGCGAGAAAGGCGCUUCCUCCGCAGCAAACGUGCGAUCUCGUUGGGCAGCCCCGCCCGCGAGCCCCCAGUUUCCCCCGCCGCGCGUGGCACGGAGGAUCGGGGCCGCCGCGCCCCAGUCCCCGCAGAGAGCGCGGACCUGCAAGGCGCGCAGGAGCAGCCGCUGGCAUCUCGCACUCUCUCUCUCUCUGGCUGAUGGGAGGGAUGCUCCCGAAAGUCUCCCAUAACUUGGGAAUCCCCUCUUCCCCCUCCUGCUCUCCGCCAUCCCCUGGAAGGGAGCGAGCGGCGCUUUCCCCCGCCGCACGCGCCGGGCCGAUUCUCUCUGAGACGCGCGCCAGGCUGAGGUUCGCUCCGCUCGGCGCUCGACUGGUGCUGCUUGCUCGCAGCCUGAGCCCGAGGCUGCCUUGGCAAAGAGAAGCCUGUGCAGCCUAGACCGGCUCAGCCGAGCGCCGAGCCGGAUUUUCAGGAACAAUAACAGAAAGCGCUGGGGCUGAGAGAGCCGAGCCGCGCGGCCCCCUCCCUCCCUCCCUCGCUCGCCCGCCCGCCCCGCCAGCUCGUCGCCGGGCUGCCUCCCCCCCCCACUCGCCCCCCGCUCGCGCCACAAUAAUGUACGCCUUCGUGCGGUUCCUGGAGGACAACGUGUGCUAUGCGCUGCCCGUGUCGUGCGUGCAGGGCUUCAGCCCCAAAUCCCGGCUCGACUUCGACAACCAGAAGGUCUACACCGUCUACCGCAGCCCUGCCCACGACCCCGAGGACGGCGACGAGAGCCCCCGCGAGCUGGGCGAGCGGCCGCUGCUGCACAAGGCCCAGAUCCUGGCGCUGGCAGGUGAGGCAACCGGGGGGCGCGCGGGGACGGCGGGAGGAGGGGGUGCAAUCCGGAGGCCAGACCAGUUAAAAAACCUCCCUGCUCCUUGAAGGAAUGGGUCGGGGAGAAGCUGCUGCUCCUGCUGCUGCUCCUGCUCCCCCACCCGGGGAAAUGGGUGGGAGAAGAGGCCCGACUGCAGCCCCGCUAUUUGUAGGGCCUGCCCGUCUCCGUGUGUGUGUGUGUUGCUGAGGGAGGGGUUUCAUGCGUCUCCAGGGGUCUCUGCUGCAGAGGCCUAGGAUGGGGCUUCUCAUAGGCACAGGGAUGCUCAUUCGUAUGAGAAUGGCAACAGUAAUAAUCUGGGGUUUUGUUUUUUUGUUUGUUUAUUUUUAAGAGAGUAUUUCCCCAAGGUGCUCAAGAGUGCUUGAAUGAAUGUUUCUGGCUGAAGAAGGAAUGGCUACAGGAAAGGAUGGGGGCGUUUGGGUCAGGGGUAGCAUGCCGAAAUGGGCAUAAUGGCAAGGACUGGGAAGUUUGUGAGAUCCUAGAAAACGAGGGUCCAGAAGGAACUGUUGCAGCGAUUCUGUGCAUGGAAUGAGGAGGCCUUUGGUUAUUUGGCCACGUGUGAUAGGCAUGGAAACCAAAGGAUGAACAUGGGCAGAUUGGUCAUGAGGAAGUUGAGGAUGUAGUUACCACAGAAAAAGUCAUAAAAAGAGCCCUGCUGAAUAAAGCAGAAGGAUCAUCCUGCUUUCAAAAGUAGUGUGCCAGAUGAUUCCAGGAAUCCCACAAGCAAAGUAUGAAUGCAACAGUCCUCUGUUGUUUGCAGCCAAACAGCUGCUAUUCAAAGGAAUGCUGCUCUUGAAUGUGGAUGAUCUAGUGAACUACCAUGGCUAAAGUCAUUGAUCAAUCGGUUUUUAUUUACAUCAUCAUAACAUCUUGGAGCAGUGAGUUCCAUAAGUUAGCUAUAUUACAUGGUGGGAUAUUUUUCCCUGUAUCCUGUACCUGUUCUCAUUCAAUUCCUUUGAGCAAAUGUAAUAACAUUUUGUGAGAAUUAGUUCUAGUAUUAAGUGAGCUUGUAUGGACUUUCUUCAAAAUGUGUGUCAUCUUAAAAACCUCCAUGAGGAGUAGCAUAUAGAGGCCAUAUUAUUACAAGAAUUGCUCCUUCCUGUGAUCCACUUGCAAAGGUGACCUACAUGCAUAAUAGCACAGCUUACCAAAAAAUCAGAGGCUGAAGAAGAUAGAUGGUAGCAAAUACAUUUUCUUGGUAGUAUAUACCAGGCUAGAAACACAGUGACUCCCAGCCCCCAGAUUGCAGACAAAUGAACUGUCAUUAGCCAUGAGUGCUAAAUGGAACUUUCAUAUUCAGAAACCAUAUACUUCUGAGUACUAGAUAUUGUUGACAAUAACUAUGCCUAACCAUAGUUUUCUGUCCUUUCUGCUCAUGAACUGCCAGAUGCCGUGCAACAAGGUUUUUCAUAUGGCUGGUAUUUUUACAAAUUAGCAGUGUAGUCCUAUAAACGUUUACUGCUAGGUGAGUAUGUAUAGGAUUGCACUCUUAAGUCCACAGAAGUACACACAGGAAGUAUGCCUCACUGCACAUAAUGGGCACCUUCUUUUAUUCACAGAGUCCCUCUCUCCCCCCCCCCCAUCCACAUGAAUUAAGGGAGCCAUGCUGGAGAUAGGUGGACUUUAUCCCAGGUAAUCUUAUCCCCUUCUAGCCCCAGCAUAUAGCUACAGCUUCACUAUUUGAACCUAAAUUCUGGCUAAUACCGCCAUAGAUAGUUUCAACAGUUCACAAGGAGAAGUAGGCCCCUAGGCAUAUACCUCUCUCCUUUCCUACUGAGGUGUGGAGAGCAAUUCAGACCUCUGGUCUGUAGCAACAUGGCUUAAAAGAGCAGAGCAACAAGUUUCACACAUCCACACCUCUUGUACCAGCCUGAUUCAUUUUGUUAGCCAACACCUAAGCUGGUGCACCGAAGAGGCCCAGAUCGUGUCCAUUGCUGUCAUGUGACAGAAGCAGGGCCUGCUGAUGAGCCAGUGAUUCAUUUACUUGCUCCCUCUCCACCCUCCAGAAUGUCCCAUUUUGUAGGUUUAUGCUUACUACCGGUGAGUGGGGUAACUGCUGGUGAUGGCUCAAAGUGUUCUGUGGCUUAAAGUGUUCUGUGCCAGUGGAGCCACACAAGGCUGGGCAGAGGUACACCUCUGCUGCAUCCACACACACACACACACACACACACACAUAUCCUGGCAGUUCAGAGAGUUGGAUCACAGUGAUAUUUCACAUGUCACAUUGCAGACCUGUUAAGAUGGCCGCAGAGGCUGAUGGAUUCUGAAUAAUUCCUGAGAGUCUUUGAGAUUUUGUUGUUGUAGCUGCUGGUCCUGUUGAAGCCCUGAUCACAUUAUGGAGUUCUGAAAUGAUGUGGACUGUAAAUUCACUCCCCUUAUUAUUGAGCUGAGGCUGUACAGUGCCUUAGCUUAUCCAAUAGCUGAUGAAGCAGGUGGGGGCAAUGUCUAGAAUACAAAUAUGACUGGACAAAAGUGAGAGCUCAUAUUUGAGACCACUCUCUGGCAGCGAUACUGCCCAACGAGUAUACUGUUCUACCACUAUUGUAUCAUCUCAGUGCCAUAUACUGAUGUGUCUUUGAAUAAUGAGAUGUCCCCAAAUGAGUCCACAGAAAGAUCUUAAGGAAACCUUGAAGGCCAAUUGUGACUUACUUGGGGAUAAAAUUGCUGACAUUCAUCACAGCCUGAACAGCACAAUUAAAACAAUUAGUCACAGAUUUAGGGUGUUGCCUAAUUAUUUUCAUAGUACAUGCUCAGGAAGUGGUUAUUAGUGUCAACUACUGGCUGGUGAUGGGACGCGGGUGGCGCUGUGGGUUAAACCACAGAGCCUAGGACUUGCCGAUCAGAAGGUCGGCAGUUCAAAUCCCCGUGACGGGGUGACCUCCCAUUCCUCGGUCCCUGCUCCUGCCAACCUAGCAGUUCGAAAGCACGUCAAAGUGCAAGUAGAUAAAUAGGUACCACUCCGGCGGGAAGGUAAACGGCGUUUCCGUUCGCUGCUCUGGUUCGCCAGAAGCGGCUUUGUCAUGUUAGCCACAUGACCUGGAAGCUGUAUGCCGACUCCCUCGGCCAAUGAAGCAAGAUGAGUGCUGCAACCCCAGAGUUGGUCACGACUGGACCUAAUGGUCAGGGGUCCCUUUACCUUACUGGCUGGUCACUAAUAUUACUUCCAGUACCAGAUAUCAGUCAGAUGGUAGCUGGACAAUUACACAUUCCUAAAUAAUGUUGAUUAUUUAGAUCAGGGUUUAUUCUUAGGUUUGUCACAGAAACUGAUUUGUUGGUUCUGAUGACCUGCUGUGGAAGGACAGAAGAAGUGUGAUACUGAUAAUUUUCUCGAUACCUCAGUGGCAUUUGAUACUAUCAGCCACACCAUCCUGGACCAGGUUAUUGGAAUGUAAGCACUUGGUGGAUUCCAGAAGGUUGUCCUGGGGUCCUUUAGCUGUGGUUAAGGACAAAGGUCCAGCUGUAAAAUGGAGCUCAGUCCAAACAAGAUGGGAUUUUUAUUCAUUUAAAUAUUUUAAAGUUACACUUCAAGGUGGGAUGCAACUUAAAGCAGGUUCUGUAGGUAAGUAGUCUGCCUGACUGAGGAUCUGUUCUGCUUAGGGUUGCAUGCCCUCUUAAGUCUGCAGUACUGUUAGACCCAUCCUUUGCUAUGAACACCCAAGUCGUGUUGGUGGCAUGCAGCACGAGAGCCAGUGUGGUGUAGUGGUUAAGAGCGGUAGUCUCGUAAUCUGGGGAACUGGGUUCGCGUCUCCGCUCCUCCACAUGCAGCUGCUGGGUGACCUUGGGCCAGUCACACUUCUUUGAAGUCUCUCAGCCCCACUCACCUCACAGAGUGUUUGUUGUGGGGGAGGAAGGGAAAGGAGAAUGUUAGCCGCUUUGAGACUCCUGAAGGGGAGUGAAAGGCGGGACAUCAAAUCCAAACUCUUCUUCUUCUUCUUCUUCACAAAGUGCUUCAGACUAGAGUGCCAGUUGCUACUCCUUCUGAGCAGACGUAGCGUGGCCAUGUUUAUCCUUGUACCAUUCAGGCUUGACAACUACAAUACAUUAGGAAAAAUACACUAGGAACAUAGGAAACUGCCUUAUACCAAGUCAUGUUAUUGGUCCAUCUUGCUUAGUACUGUCUGUAUUGACUGGCAGAUGCUCACCAUCAUUUCAGGUAGGGAACCUUGCAUCCCUACCUGAAGAUUCCAGGGAUUGAACCUGCAUUCAAGGCAGGUGCUCAACUACUGAGCUACAGUUCUUUUUCAGAAGUGUCUCAUAUUGAGAACAUAUCUACCAUGAUGGUGAUGGGCAGGCGUUAUCUUGCCAUCUUAAUUGACUUCCUGUAUGUUUCCAGGUGGUGGUGUUGCCUUGAUCCCAGGAUUUAUAGGUAUGCCAAAGAUCACCGGUUCUGAUUAUCUGUUAAGAGAUUUUUUCCAGUCUUUUGCUUGUUGAGGUUAGGUGAUGUGCCUUCUCUGUAGUAGUUUCUAGCCUGUGGAAUGAUUUCCACUAGGCACAUGCUGGAUGAUUAUUUUAUUUUAUUUUUUUACUAAUUUCUUCUAUGCCAUGUAAAAAUGGCUUUAGUUUAUUGUUGCUUUUUCAGUUCUGCUGCUUUUAUACCUGAAAUUUCAACUUGAUUGCUUUCUGUGCUGCCACAUGUUAUUUUGAACUUGCUUAUUCAUAUUAGUUUGUUUUGUUUUUAUUGUUAAGCUACAUGUUGCUAGAAAAUACCUUUCUGAAGUGGGAUAAUACAAGUCUAUCAGAUAAAUAAACAAAUCCUUUCUAUAUGUGAUGUGUAAAAUCACAAUCUUCUAUCUGCGAAACAGCACCCCCCGCCCACUGCCAUACAGGUCUUGCAGAAUUAUAGAAAAGUGCUUACAUCAAGGAUAAGAAGGAAGGCAAAAGGCGGAGGGGAACAAAAAGCUAGCCUUUAAAAGGCCUGAGCUACUGAACUAUGAUUCAAAGACUGGAAAGAGUAAAUUUAUGUCAUCACUGCUCCUUAGUUAGUUGUUUGCCCCCCGCAAAUGCAAGUUAGUUUGUAGCUUUAAAAUAUUAUUUUUUAGUAUAUCUCCAGAGUGAGAAAACUACUUGCAGCACACAAGAAUCCCAAGGGCAUUGUUAUCUGAGAAAGGUACACAUUGAGCAGAACAUUCUGGGGGCAUGCAUAGAGAAGAGACUCUUCUUUCUAAGUAUCCAUUCUCAAGUUUGGGCAUUAUGAGCUGGCAGUUGAGGUGCCUUUUUUAAAAAACAAACAAACAAACCCCAAACACCUCUGUUUUACCGAGUUGAAAACCAAAAUGUUCUUUACCCUUUUAGGAUUGUUUGAUCCCAAAGACAUGCUGAAAAGUUGGGGGUGUGGUGACCCUGUUGGCAGGACUGAGAAUUAACAAUCCUCUGUGCUGCAAGAGGAAAACCUUAUAUAAUCUAGAAUAACGCUCUGUAUUCAAAAUGCCAAACAGCAGGAUUUGUGCUAAACACACUUAGGGGGCAAGAAAGCAUUUCAGGUCACAGGAUUAUUUAUGCAAUCAGUAACAUUAAAAAUCCCCAUAUCUGUGUUAAAAUAUGAGGUGAAUAUCAUAUCUGUUGCAAGACAGGAAGUGAAGCUGUAGCUUGUAAAAGGUACCUGUUGUUCUAUAAAUCAUUAUAUAUGCUGAGUACAACAUACCUAGAUGCUAAGUUCAAUCAGUGCAGAACAAAUGGUAGUUAACAACAGUGACAAUUCCUGAUUAGUAUCAAUUAUUUAAUCAGGGUGGCCCACUGCAAAGUUUUCACUGCUAGACUGUAGUUCAAACAUUUGCUGUAAUUUCCCCCAGGGUUGUGAGUUUGAUUUCAUCAUGUAUAUUUUACUGAAAGAACAACACCCUUCUAUGACUACAGCAUAACAAUUAAUUAUUCGUAUCCAAAAUAUAGGUAAUUCAGUGGUGAUAUUGAUGCAAAAAUUAGGUUUUUUUAUUGUCAGAAACUUCAAGCAAGUGCUUCAUACAGUCUUUUAAAAACUCUUCCCUUCCUGGUUGGCUGGAGGUGAUUUUUACCUGCUGCAUGCCUGGUUACAAACGUGAUGUAGGAAAAUAAGAAUCCUCAGUAUGGAGAAUGAUGACUCUCGAUUGAGAAUGCCUGAUUUGGGGAAGACCCUUCUCUUCUGAAGGGUUCCCCACCUCAAAAGCAGUAAUACAGAAUUUCCAACAUUCAUUAGACUCAUAGAAGUGUAGAGUUGGAAGGGACCCUGAGGGUUCAUCUCAUCCAAUUCCCUGCAAUACAGGAAUGACAAGGAUGACUGCAGUUUGGACUAGUGAAGUGAAGGUUCUUGGAGUAGUCUGAGUUAGCUGUCUACCACUUGCUCAUAAUCUUGCUCUUCAUUCAUUUAUUUCAUGAUUGUAAAUAUUGAACUUGUACAAGGUGUGGUCCAUUCUGGCUGAGUUUUGUGAGCUAGGAAGUUACAUAUUGCAGUGUGUAUUUGAAUUUCUUGAUAGGUAUUCUGCCUGUGCCUGAGGUGGGUAAUCUGUGGCUCUUAGAUGUUGUUGGACUCCCAACCCCAGUCACAUUGGUCAGUGAUCAGAAAUGAUACACUGAUGGGGUUUGAACUUAGAAUGGCUGACAAAGAAAGAGAGGUGGGGCAGCUCUAUGAAAAGGAUGAAUUUCAUGUGAUGGAUCAUUAGGAGUGAAAUAUGCCUUGAUACAUAUAUAUAGUAAAAACUGUGCUUGGAAUACUUUAUCUAGUUCUGGUUGUCACAUUCAAAAAUGUAGAGCCAGAAAACCACAGCUAAAAUUAUUGAGGGGAAAUAUUGGAAUGUUUUGAUGAAUAAAGGGGGACAUGAUAGUAAAAAAAACCAUGCAUGGCGUGAAGAAAGUGAAUAUGGAGCUCCCCCCCCCAAAAAAAAUUAUAUAUAUUAGAAUUGUUGUCACUCAGUGAAGCUGAAUGGUGCGAGAUUCAGGACAGGCAAGAGGAAGUAUAGCACAGAGUUAAACUAUGGAAGUUGCUACUACAAGAUGUACUGAUGACCAACUUGGUUGGAUUUAGACAUAUUCGUUCAGGAUAAGACUAUCAUUGGCUACUAGACACCACAGCUGUUAUUACUCUUUCAAAUCAGAAACAGGAUGCCUCUAAAUACAACUUGCUGGGUAACAUGAGCGGGAGAGUAAUUUUGUGCUAAUGUCCUGCUUGUGGACUUUCAUAGGCACCUGGGAACAAAAUGCUGACUUGAUGGGUCUUUGGAAUGAUCCAGCAGGCCAGGUCUUGCAUUAUUAUAAUUGGAGUUGUAGUCCAACAACAUCUGGAGGACCACAGUUUGCCAACCCUAGUUCCUAGCCUACAAGGUUUGGAUUCGCUGAUGUGAUCCAGCUGAUAUGUUGAAGUUGUCCUGUGUAAAAAUUGGCAUACAGUAAAGUCUUGAGAUUGCUUCAUCAUCUAUCUGUUACAAUGCACUUCAUGCUUGUCAUUCUAUUGCCCUAUCUGCUUUUGACAGCUUUAUGAUAAUAUGCUAGCUUGAUUAUCAGCUGUCUAUUUUGCUUUGCCAUGUAUUGGGCUGUGCAUGAAUCCACACGUAUCUAAUUGAACAUGGAGAACCUGCUUCCUUCUGUUUUCUUCUUUUAGUAUUAGUAAUACUUUCUUUGGGUUUCAGAAGGAUUUCAGGAGCUAUCAGAUACCAAAGAAGGCUACAAGCACUAACAGAUUCUUGAAACAUCCCUGUGUGGAGUGUUCAUGGGAAGCUGACAAAGAAAAAUAGGGCGUUGUUGAGCAGUUAUAGUAACAGCCAGCUUAAAAAUUCUCUAAAGUUCAGUAGACCAUGAUGUUCUGCAGCUUCAUUUUCUCUAAUAUCAGGUUCUCAUAAUUAGUUUGUUUGUAAGGCUUAGUAGGUGUUGACGGGAAUGGGUUGGUUAACGAUAAUAUAGAUUGAGCCAUUGCUUUCUUCUGAUGUUACUUGACAACAUUUUGCUUUCACCAUUAUCCAAAGCAACCAAAAUAAAUAAAACAAAUCAGUUUUAACACUGGCAGGAUCUUUAUAUGGCCCCAGAAUACUUGUACUUCCUUGGUUUGUGCUCCAUGUUGCAAAAAUCUCCCAAUAGUUGCUUGCCUGUCAGAACUGCUUCCAGGUGCCCAGACAAAGAAAUCUUUAAAUUUGGGGGAUUUCUUUACCUUCCUUUCUGGCUGUUGAAAACAUGACUGACACUUUUACAUAUAGAUAGACAGGUUUGUGAAAAUUUUGUGAGCCAGUAACUCUUUUUACACCAAUCCAAGGCGUAAAAAAGCUGACUUGCACUUCUGCUUCAUCACUAUUUGCUUUCAGGAUCAAUAGAAAAUCAAUGAGAAUUAUGUUAUUAAUAUUUAUUUAAAGUCUUUUUUAUAAAUCUAUUUUGAAUUACCCUUUUUUCCCUUACAUCUGUAAGCCAGGACUGGACAUGUCAACAGGGAUUAUCUCCACCUCCCCACUGUUAAACCACAGAUAUUCCUCUUCCCUCAUCACAAACUGCUCUUGAUUUUUCUUUCUUUUAAAAGCAGUUUUCCUUGCAAAACCCGGGGUUACCUGGUGUUUGAGAAACACAUCCAAGGCUUAUGUGGGUUUGCAGAAGUAGUCACACACUUAUUUCAAACCUAACCUAUUUUGUGUCAUAGAAUGUAGCUAUGCUGUGUUGCAAGAAUGUAUUUGUUGAUACAACAAAGACUGGAGAUUGGGCAUUAGCUUCCAACACUCUCUUUAAAAUUCAGAAGCUGAAAGGUUGUCCAGUUUUUUGCCAGUUAAGCAGUAUUUUUACAAGACAUGCCAUGCCUAAUAUAGUCUAAUGCAGCCUUCCCCCAACCUGGUGCCCUCCAGAUGUUUUGGUUUACAGCCCCCCUCUCAGCUGCAACUAAUCAGGCGUGAUGGGAGUUGUAGUUCAAAACAUCUGAAGGACACCAGUUGGGGAAGACUGGUUUAGUGAACAUCAAAUUUCAAAGCAUAAAAGAUGCUAUAUUACUGAUAAAGUGAGGUUAGAAUGUUUAUGCUGUAAGAGAUACUGGUUUUUCCACAACAUACUGUAAACACAUGAUUUAAUAUAUCUUUAGGAGUUGCUGAUUAGGAAAAGAACAUGCACGGACACACUGUGUUCUAAGAAAAAAUUCCAUGAAGCUCUCUGAAACACUUCCAUGUGGAUGCUGCUAGUACCGUAUGUACUUAGUUUCAUUUUCCUGAAGCAGCAGCUUUCAGUGGGCUCACAAAUGGUUAGUGUUGACAGUGCAGAAAAGGAAAACAAAGGUAAAUCAGGGUUUAAUGAGGAGCACAGCAUUCAUUAGGGAUGAGUUACACAGAUGAAUGCAAUUCCUUUUUGUCAAAGACAGAAAUGGAUCUCUCAACUAGUGAAAUUGUAUCCUGAGGCAGAGUAAAGAAAAUACAUACAAAAGAUGCAAAAAAAGGGAACUGAGACAAGCUAAAAUGAACUGCAGAUAGUCAUAAGAAAUACCAAGCCAGAUGCAAGAAGUGGUGAUGAAAUAAAAUUCUAAAGAGCAAUCCUCAGAGUCCUCUUCUCAGUGCAUUUUAUAAGUCUGCCAUUUUUAACAACACAUCAGUCUGACUGCUAGGUCUGGAUAAUCGCAUUUUCAUUUCCACAGAGAAAAAAUGUAAAGGAGUCAUCAGAUUGAUGUUGUCAUAAGGAGCAGGAGAUUAAAAAUGAGAGAGUGGGGGUGGGAAAGUUAGGUUUACAUAGAAGAAAGGAAAUUACAGAUAAAUAUUGAUCAGAAUUUUAAGAUUGUCUCACUCAUAUAUUACAACAUAAUCAUAGGUAAAUAUAUUAAAAUUUGCAGGGGUACACCAAAGCAAACUUCCUUUCUUUACAAGAUUUAUUAGACACCUUUCAAAAGAUCAAAGAUGCAUACAAUAAAAACUUUGUCAAGUAAAGUCAGCCCAUUAAAAAAAUAAUAAUUAGAAUUGAUCCAAAAAUCAAGAGCAGCAGAGCAAUAGAUAAUAUAAUCCCUUGAUAAAAGCUGAAAGAGCAUGAGAACAAAAAAGCAUUAACAAAUGAAAAUAUAUUAACCAUCUAGCAGAAUGCAGAGGGAGAUUAUGCAUCUCAGUAAGCAGAAACAUCAACCCUGUUUGAUUUCUUGGAUGUCUUGAUAAUAUCUGCCUUGGACCCAAAUUAUGUGUUGCUUGCCAGGAGCUGAGUGACAAAUGAAAAGUAUAGGAAGGAAACUAUCAGGGGUGAUAUGGGUUCUGAACAGCCUGCCUGGAAAUUGCACCUGAAGGCUCCAGAGUUCUGCAAAUAAACAUGUCUUGGUUCUCAAGUCUUGGUUCUCAAGUCACUGGACUCCAGUGGUGGCCUCUGCUUCAAAAAGCAGUAAACAUAGUUAGGAUUGGAAGGUCCCAUUCAGGCCUCUGCCUGUCCCUGUGAUCCAGAAAGGACAGUGCUGCUUGUUGUUGCCACUUAAUCUUUUCCUUAAUCUUGCCAGAGCAAAGGAAAUGGCAUAUUUAUAUAUAAUGAAAAUAUUGACAGUUUUAUUUUGAAUUGGGCUCAGUAAAACAAGGUCUAACUCCUUUCCACAGUAAGCCCACUUGCCUGGAUAUUAACCAGUGGUGACAUUGGUUCAGUUUGUAUGUCACAUUAAACCAUAGUGUGUAAUACACACUGCGCAGACAUUCCCACAGCACCUUUCCCUUGCACUUCCUGCUGCCACACGGCAGAUGAAACAACCCAGAGUCUGUGUUGUCAUGUCAUCUGAACCUAGGCUCAUGGUUUUUCCUUCAAACAAACCAUGAGCUGUAAGCCAAUUACAAACCUUGGUUGCUGUUCAUGGUUUGUUUGGAGGAAACACAUCACAAUCCAGAUUCUGGCUUGCUUUGUCCACAGUGCAGCGGGGGAGAGGAAGAGUGCUGUGGGAGCUUUUGAGCACUAUGCACUAGUACAUUAAUGUAGAGAGCAAACUGGGCAAAUGACAGUGGCAGUGACAGCUUUUUCUUUCUUUCUUUUUUUUAGCAAUGCCAUAGUGGUAAUGUUGGGAGAGUGGUCUCUGUUUUUUUCCACCUGACUCUUGUAAGUUGAGCUGCUACCUGCUGCAGGUGUCAACAGUGCUGAAAGAACUUCAUUUCUCAGUAUGCCAGCUGCUUGGGAAUUUGCUAUAACUGUUCUGAGAGAUGGGGGAGAGGUAUUCUUAAUGCAUAUAUGCUGGAGGAACACCAGCAUAUCUUCUUUAAACAUUGCCUCUUCCUUUUUUUUUUGGUAAAAGAUUUGUCCUUUUGUAAUGGGAAGUUUAAAAUUUUCAUACAUUUAAAUGAAAUAACACAAAUACAAAUGUGGUGAUUGUAUUUUUCUGUCUUGAAAAAUACAGAAUUUAAAAAAACGUAGAAUUGCAUGUGGCACUCUUCAUUUUGGUGUUAAUGUUUAGAGUCUGUGGAGCAAUUGAAUUCCACUGCACACUGAAGACAGUUGAGCAUGGGAAACUUUAAGUGGUCUGGCCUCAGUGAUACAGCAUUUGAAUGAUAAGUUUGAUGAAAAGUUUGAUGAAUUUGACCAUUUUUAUUUUUAUGUAAAUUUUACAGAAGAUAAAACUGAUCUUGAAAACAGUGUGAUGCAGAAGAAAAUUAAAAUCCCCAAGCUUUCUCUCAAUCACCUAGAAGAAAUAGGAGAAAUUACAGAUUAUGGGGAUGAAGAUAUGGAACUUAGACACUGUAAGGUAUUGGAAGUUUUUUUGUUGCUCUUUUUUAAACUUUGUGGCUUCAGACCUUAAAGGAAAGCAUACAAAGCAUUGUAUUACUGGCUAUGACUGAUGGGAGUGUGAAUGUGAUCAAGACUCCUGAAUUGCUUUAAAUGUCUCUUUGUAAAUGCAUGGGGCUUUUUCAUUCUAUUUGCUCAAGUUCCUUUCUUUAGUCAUUGUUGGACACUGUUUCACUUUGGCCCAAAGAGUUGUUUUGCUAGUUUUUUAAUUGAAGGUCAGCUACAGGGUUUUGUGAAUAUGAGUUUUCAGCGUUGUUACUCAUUUUGUGUUGUAAAUUUAAAAGAAAGUUUUACGACACUUCAUGAAAGAAACUUCUCUUUCACAUUCAUGUCUGUGGCAGAACUCCUUCAUUGGUUGCCUUUUCUUCCCUUCGGUUACUGGUGUUAACUGGUUAACACCAGUAAAUAACUUCAUAGUGGACUGGCAUUCUCUAAAGUGUAUAAUCCAUGUGUUUAUGGGUUUGAGAGUAUCAGCACCUGCCUUUUCUAGAUAUUUAAAAGGUCUAAUCUUAACACACAAAAAACACCCCACAAUGAAAUAUAUACAACAUAAUUCAUUCUGCUGUUGAAGGGGAACAUCCAACUCCCUCAUCCUAUCAGAAAAGGAUUUCUGCUCAUGCAACGGGCCUCUCCCCUCUCCCUUCCCUCAAUAUGCUGUGGCCAAAUCUGCUCUAGAGAGUUGGGGGAAUCCCCCAGAACAGAUUUAGAGUGUGCAUGAGGGUGGGAAAUAUUAAACCACUCAGGGUUGUUAAAGGAGCAUCAAAGAGCUACAAAAGGACUUCUCCAGACUGGGUAUUCACCCAGUGUGGCAAAAUGGCAAAUGCAUUUAAGUGCAAAUUAGUGUAAGGUGAUGCAUGUAGGGACAAAAAAAAAGCGUAAUUCCGCAUAUAUACUCUGAACUGGAGGUGAAUGACCAGGAGCGAGAAACCUUGGAGUUGUAGCUAGCUAAGUGAAGAUGCUAACCCAGUGUGCAACAGCUGUGAAAAAGGCAAAUUCCAUGCUGGGGAUCAUUAGGGAAGGAAUUGAUAAUAAAAGUGCUGAUACCCAAAUUCGUGUGAUCGAUGAGGUUACCGUGACAGCUUUGGGGCUUCAUCCUAUGUUUUCCAUUACUCGAUGGAAAUUAUAGUAGCCUACUUCACAAGAAGCACAUGGUAAACUGAAAGUGUCACAUAAAAAUAUCAGUAUGAAACAUAAAACAAUACACAGUGCGCUUGUCUUUUUAAGUGACUGGCUGAGCAGGAAAAUGUACUCAGUGAUUUUAGUCUCACCAUCUGGAAACUAUUUUUUCCUCAGUGGAUUUAGGUAACGAAAUACACUGACCUUGAGCUAAAAGUUCUCAGGAAAAUUCCUUCCUGAUUUUUCUCAGGAUGCAUCUAAAGACAUGUACCCUACAAACAGUUCUUGAACUCAUCUGGUUUAAUAGUAAAUGGAGUGAAUAAAUGCUCAAAAUAAAGAGAUCUGUGAUGCAAUGAAGAAGCAUCAUACAAAAAGUACACAACAGACACGCAAAAAUGUUUUAACAUAUGUUUGUAUUCCAGGUUUUGCUUAUGUGAUAAAAUGGUUUGUGGGACACAUAGUUCUGGGUCAUAUUAUUUGCCAAAGCUUUCCCUCUUUAGCCUGCUACCAGGUACUGUGUAGUAAUCAGCCUUUUAUAUACUGAAGAAAACAUUACCUGGCUCUCCUUUGCAAAUACAUACCAGUACUCAAGACUGCUUGUGGAGGUGUACUUCAUUUUAAUUCUAGGAAAAUCAGAUAGGGAGCAUAUGCAUGCACAUUUUGACUAUUUUAGAUUCAUGAUGACUGCCAAUGUUUUCAUUAGAGUCAGGGAAUAGGUGUUUGGCUUAGUGACAACGUUAUAGAGAAACAGCAUACACAAAAGCUAUUACGUACGUAUGCCACAGGCAUACUGUUUGUGUUUUAAUGUUGCAGUGUAAGUUUAUUUUAUUCGUUUAACAAGAAAAAAUGGUAGAAGUAUGAUAACCACACCAUAUGAUCAAUGUAUAAGAAUUGUAGAUCAGUAUGAUGUGAUGUACACAUGCAAGCAACUAUUAAUUUACUGCUGGGUUAAGUUCUGGGAAUAGCUCAUGCUAUUCCCAUGCUAAGGCAAAACCGUGUGAGAUUGCCAGUGUAUUUUUUCCUCAAUGCCUGUCCCCGUCCCUCAUCCUUUUUAUUUUUUAAAUUUGCCAAGCACAUAAAGCUGAAUGUGCACAAGUUAAAUGUGCCCAAGUUGCGAGUUCCCUGUAUUUACAUUCUGCUUUUACAUUGGACUUCAUGGAGUAACCAGGUCUCCAGCUUUAUUGCCACCAAUACUGCCACAUGCCGGGCCCAGGAAAGCACAUUUUGAUUACCUUCAACCAAACUCAAAAGGCAAUCUCACCAGAUAUGUAUUUUUCUGAAUUAUGGGAACAGCUGCUCCUCAUUCAUUCUCUCACACACAUUUCUUAAAUCUAUAUGUAGGAUAAUCCAAUAGCAAUACAUGGAAAGUUCCAUGCUAGUUAGUUCAUUUGCUUGUUGCUGUAGUACACAGUAUUCAGUGUGCUAUGAAAUGCUAUACCUCCAGGUAUGGCAAGUACCGUAUUGGCCUGACUAUAAGCUGCACCUGAAUAUAAGCCACACCUUUAAAAUGGGGGGGGGGGAUAACCAAAUAUAAGCCACUCCAUUCCUUGCUGCUCCUGGCUGCAUACUUGGGGGGAGGGGGGAGCCACUUCGUUGCCAGUGGCCUUUCCCCUUCCUCACUUUCUCCCUUCCCGGCCUUGGGGAAGAGGACGGGGGACUACACACGGGGCAGGCGCAGCUUUGCUGCGCUCCUGCUGCUGUUUGCCCCACACUCCUCAUUGCAUACCGUAAGGUCGCGAAUAUAAGCCACACUUUAACUUUUCACAGUCGGAAUUUGGGGAAAAAGUGAGGCUUAUAUUCAGGCCAAUACGGUAUGUUUUCUCAUAAAUGCUAGCUAUAGUCAACAUGGGGAGGAACACACCCAGUUACCCAGACUGUCAAGCUGUUUUGAAAAUAGCUUAGUGGCUCGGUUUUGUCAAGAUCUUGCAGCAAUCUUGUCUCUCAGAGUCCAAAUGCCUGCAAGUUCACAGUAAGAUAUUGCUUGAUUUAGAGUGACUUUCGAACCCGGCCAAUAUAUGCUUGUCUUUUAAGUCAAAAGGUUAUUUUCAAUCUGUAUUAUGCAUUCUGCUGUAUUAUUUUAUUACUGCUCCAUAAUGUGUUUCAUGUACAGUUAUGGUAGUUAUUUUGUCAUCUUUCUUGUAGCACUUGUUUUUGUUGCUUAUUUUAUGAUUAAGUUGUAAAUUAGUUUUGUCAACAGCUUAGGUAUGUAGGAUUUGUUGUAUUUCUUAUUUUGGACAUCUUGAUGUGAAAAAAAUUAAGGUCCUAUACAUAAAAAGUUUAAGAAAAGCAGCUUGCAUUUGGUGUGACAGGUAUAAUGAUGACCUUUUCUGCAUAAAUAGUAUUCUUAAAAGUUUGAGGUGCUUGAUGCCCAUGAAGCACUGUCCUUAUAUCACGUUUUUCAUGGUUGCAUCUUAGUUCUGAUUGUCAGUGAAAACUGAUGCAGCAAUAUGGUAGACUUGCAAACUUUCAUCCUUCCACGCAAUAAAGUUUGCUAAAGUGGUUCUUUAUUUUUGCCAUAAAAGAGAAACAUUUUACUCUGAAUUGUAGUUUUGUGCUCCAUUCCAAAUAUUUUAAUAAGAUGAGAAUGACCGGCUGCUCAGUGGCACAAUUUCACAUACUGUACUGUGCCCACAAUCCAUAUAGGUAUAGUUAUAUUUUGCUGAAAGUUGAGACCUUGUCACUAAAUUGUGCCAAUGAGCUCAACAGCCAUUAAAGGAACAUCCUAUAGUUCUUAGAUAUAAACUGUGCCACUGAAUAUUGUUGCACCAUUUCCUAUAAAAUUAUCAACCGGGCAACAUUUCAGGAAAGUCAAGAGAUGUUGUGAUCCACCAGAGAACUUUAGAGCACUAUCAAGAGGAUUCAAAACAACCCCCAAAUAACAGGAUAAGAUUGCCUUCAAAUAAUUCUCCCCCUGUGGCCUAUUAAAAGUAUUGGCAGAGAAUUUCUGGAUGCAGUGAAGAACAGUGUAUUAUCAGAAAAUACUGUUUUUCUUUUGAUUAGAUCAGUGGAUGUUCUGGCAUUUGGGCUUUUUGAUUAGAGGGAUUGACUCCUUUAAGCAUUCAGCACACUUAUUAUUCAGCAGAUAGUUAAUAAUUUUGGAAAUGCACUUGAGCAAAUACCUGGACUUAAAUACACUGGACCAUCCGAAAGAACUGAUAAUGCUUUCACUAGCGGCAAAAAUGUUAAUUAUGGCUCUUCAUCUUUCAGAAUUAAUAUGCUGUCAAUAUCUUUCUAUUUGCAUGCACUUGGAGUCACACCUGCUAUUUUCUUAGACUCAUCAUCAUGGUUUCCUCUUGUUGUGACAAGAUCAACUGUGGAACAGUAGAAGAAUCAUUCCAGUCGAUGCAUGUUUCAGUUUUGAAUUUUGCAUGAUUCUUCAAAUUCUAUAGCUAAUUGGAAUUCAGACCUGGAAUUUCUACCCUUUUCAGAAACUGAUCUCCUUGUUAAAUCCUGGAUUUUAUACUUCACAAUUACAUUCUUAUUUCUAUUUUACAAAAAUAGUUACCCACUCUUCAUUACUUCAGGCACUGCCAGAGUGGACUACAAGACUUGAAAUAAGACAAGUUUCUCUCUCUCUCUCUCUCUCUCUCUCUCUCUCUCUCCUCCACUCUCCCUAACUCUCCCUCCCCCCCCAUUUUAAACUUGCAAGAGAAGUUACAAAAUUCUAAAACAAUAGGCAAAACACUAUUGUUUGGUAUACACUUGUGUAAAAAGAUACGUCUUCAGAAAACAUUUGAAGUUCAGAGCUGUAUGUUCUUUAGAAAUAGGUGUGGCAUUCAGAAAAAAAAAGCACUAAAGCUUCUGAACGGGUUUGCUGUUUUUAUGUUGCAAGUAUACUCAGGGAUCCCAUGCAGUGAAAAACUGGACAUAAAAGUUGUUGAGCUUCCCCCCCAAAAAUUCACAAAAAUGAAGUUUUUGAGCAUUUUUAAAAGGACAAUCGUAUGGGUUGCCCUACGUGCGGAUUCUGACUGCGGUGUUCUGGAUAUGUCCAGGAAAUUCCAGACGUAGGGCAGCCCCACGUAUGAGUGUACUUUGUCAUACUUGAGUAGUUCUCAUUUAAGUUCAGGCUGGUCUUCUGUAUGUUUUCUUUCAGAAUUUUAGAUCUCUGUUGGUGAUGACUAGAAAAUAAGGAAAAGUAAAUAUUGCAGCUCUGACAUUCUUCUCGCUCAAGAGCUGUGCACUGAUCAUUACUGUUAACAUGUAUAAAAAUGUGCAGUUUAUUGUUCAUGCACAUAUUAUAUCCAAAUACAAAUUUAACAUUUGAUACAUCCAUGUUUUAUGAUACUGAUAAACUCUUUAGUGCUAUUGUGACAGUAUAUUGACAUUGUUUUUAUUCUGCAUUUAUUGCCACAUUCUCAUUUUGUUAUGAAUUUAAAAUAAACUUCUAAUUCAACAUGAAAACACGGGCUGUUUGAUAUUUUUGCAUUUACUAGCUACAUAUGUAGUGUUUCUCUAGAAUGUUGCCCUAAGCCAAAAUAAUCCAGUUUUAUCAUGAAAACAGUUAUUAUUUUAAAGCAAACUCUUUCAAUUACACAUCUGCUUUGCUUGAUGCUAAAAUGGGGCACAAAAUAGCUGUAAGAAAGCUUAAGUACUAAUACUGAGAGUCAAAGGAAGGGCAGAUAAAUUUGCCUUGGAGAUAUUACCUCAGUUGAGAUAUGGCUGAUUAUUGCACAGUACUGGAUUGCCUGAUGCCGAAUGAAAUUAUUUCAUUAAUAAUUUUGUUAUAUUGUGGAAUUAUUCCACUCAGUCACUUGGUUUGAGCUUUGAUGCCCCCCAAUUAGGUUAAUGGUGUGAAAGUUGUGGCCACACCAGUAGCGUACAAAAAUUUCUUUUAAGUGUGUAUGUAUGUAUGUAUUUCCCACCUUUUACUCCAAGGAACUCAAGCUGGUGUACAUGCUUCUUUCUCCCAAUUUUUCCCCUCACAACAACCCUGUGAGGUAGGGUUGAGAAACAGUGACUGGACCAAGGUCACCCAGUGAACUUCAUGGUUGAGUGAGGAUUUGAACUGUGCUCUCCCAAGUCCUAGACUGACACUAACCGUUACAUAAAUGCCAGGAAAUUUUGCAGAGAACUAUUAGCUAGCCUUCAGCAAAUCUGUUUUGUCACCUCAGUGCACUGAGAAAAAUAAAGUUCUCAGCUGAUGGAAUGAAAGAACACAUUAUCUAUGCCUGUUUUUUUCCCCUGGGAGCAUUCAACACUUACCGUAUUUUUCGUUCUAUAGGACGCACCGGCCCAUAGGACGCACCUCGGUUUUUUUGGGGGGGGGAAAUGAAUAAAAAAAAUUAUUCCCCCCCCGCGGCUGCCGCCCCAAGCCUCGCGUGCUUCGGGCUGCAGGCUACCGCCCACCGGGCGCGCGAGGCUUGCAGACACUCGCCCGAGCACGGGAGCCCUCCGGAGGGCUCCCGUGCUUCGGCGACAGGCUGCAGCCCGAGCCUCGCGCGCUCGGCGGGACCUCCUGCCAGGCGCGCAAGGCUUGCAGACACUCGCCCGAAGCACGGGAGCCCUCCGGAGGGCUCCCGUGCUCGGCGACAGGCUCCCAGCCCAAGCCUCGCGCGCUCGGCGGGACCUCCUGCCGGGCACACAAGGCUUGCAGACACUCGCCCGAAGCACGGGAGCCCUCCGGAGGGCUCCCGUGCUUGAGCGACUGGCUACCGCCCAAGCCUCGCGCGCUCGGCGGGACCUCCUGCCGGGCGCGCAAGGCUUGCAGACACUCGCCCGAAGCACGGGAGCCCUCCGGAGGCUCCCCGUGCUUGGCGGCUGGCUCGCAGCCCAAGCCUCGCGCGCUCGGCGGGACCUCCUGCCGGGCGCGCAAGGCUUGCAGACACUCGCCCGAAGCACGGGGAGCCCUCCGGAGGGCUCCCCGUGCUCGGCGACAGACUGCCGCCCCAAGCCUUGCGCGCUCGGCGGGACCUCCUGCCGGGCGCGCAAGGCUGCAGACUACUCGCCCGAGCACGGGAGCCCUCCGGAGGGCUCCCGUGCUUCGGCGGCUGGCUGCCGCCCAAGCCUUGCGCGCUCGGCGGGACCUCCUGCCGGGCGCGCAAGGCUUGCAGGCACUCGCCCGAAGCACGGGAGCCCUCCGGAGGGCUCCCCGUGCUCGGGCGGCAGGCUGCCGCCCAAGCCUCGCGCGCUCGGCGGGACCUCCUGCCGGGCGCGCAAGGCUUGCAGACACUCGCCCGAGCACGGGAGCCCUCCGGAGGGCUCCCCGUGCUCGGGCGACAGGCUGCCGCCCGAAGCCUCGCGCGCUCGGCGGGACCUCCUGCCGGGCGCGCAAGGCUUGCAGACACUCGCCCGGCGCACGGGAGCCCUCCGGAGGGCUCCCCGUGCUUCGGGCGGCAGGCUUCGCGCCCAAGCCUUGCGCGCUCGGCGGGACCUCCUGCCGGGCGCGCAAGGCUUGCAGACACUCGCCCGAGCACGGGAGCCCUCCGGAGGGCUCCCGUGCUUGGCGACGGCUGCCGCCCAGGCCUCGCGCGCUCGGCGGGACCUCCUGCCGGGCGCGCAAGGCUUGCAGACACUCGCCCGAGGCACGGGAGCCCUCCGGAGGGCUCCCGUGCUUGGGCGACUGGCUGCAGCCCCAAGCCUUGCGCGCUCAGCGGGACCUCCUGCCGGGCGCGCAAGGCUUGCAGACACUCGCCCGAAGCACGGGAGCCCUCCGGAGGACUCCCCGUGCUUGGGCGACAGGCUGCCGCCCCAAGCCUUGCGCGCUCGGCGGGACCUCCUGCCGGGCGCGCAAGGCUUGCAGACACUCGCCCGAAGCACGGGAGCCCUCCGGAGGGCUCCCGUGCUUCGGGCGACAGGCUGCUGCCCCAAGCCUCGCGCGCUCGGCGGGACCUCCUGCCGGGCGCGCAAGGCUGCGGACACUCGCCGGGGCUGCAGGCUGCUGCCUGCAAGCCUUGUGAGCCCGCGGGAACUCCCACCGGGCUUGCAAGGCUUGCGGAUGGCUUCCUGAAGCCUGGAGAGGCGAGAGGGGUCGGUGCGCACCGAUGCCUCUCGCUCUCAGGCUUCAGCCAGCCUACAUUCAGCUCCAUAGGACGCACACACAUUUCCCCUUCAUUUUUGGAGGGGAAAAAGUGCGUCCUAUGGAGCGAAAAAAUACGGUAAUAGUGUUGUUGAAAAAUAUCUAGGUGCUAACAACUUCCUUAGUUUGUGUGUUGAAAAAAUAAAUUUCAUACAAGAGGUACAAUUGCAAACCUGCAAAGGAGUUCAUGUAAACCAGUGUGGUCCCAUUCUCUUCAGCAUACUAAGGACUCUCUGUGCAUUGUGGAGAAUUCCCACUGCCAAUUGUCCGCAACUUUUGACUAGCUUUGGUAGGCAGCCCAAAUUGGGGUUACCAUCAGCCCUGCUUUCUCCAAAUGCUAACUUGAAAAGAUUGUGAUUAUUUAUUAUUAUUAUGGUUCAAUAAAAAAGAAUGACUUCAUAUUUAGUAUAGUUCAUUAUAAGCACAUCGUUUACUUGAGGACUCUGGUGAAUUCCUGUUUUAAUUAACUAUAGAUCUCUGUAGCAUGCUACGUAUUAUAUGUUAACACAAUGUUUGUUGUAACACACAGAGACAAGAUGGAAGGAAACAAAAUGAAGGUACGCACAAAAGCAUUGAAGCAGUUGUUGCGCGCCUUGAAAAACAAAAUGGAAUGAGUCUCAGUAGCAAUUCCAGUCCUGAAGCAACAUUUAUGGAAACUUCAGAAAGGAUGAACAAUAUGGACGAUGCUGUAGUUCCUCGAGUUCUUUAUGAAGAAUUGCUGCGAAGCUAUCAGCAGCAGCAGGAAGAAAUGAGACACAUUCAACAAGAACUUGAGCGAACAAGAAGGCAGCUUGUUCAGCAAGCAAAAAAGCUAAAGGAGUAUGGGACAUUAGUGUCAGAAAUGAAGGAGCUCAGAGACUUGAACAGACGGCUACAGGAUGUACUGCUUCUCAGACUAGGCAGUGGUAAGUACUUGGAUAUAUGUGGGACAAGUUCUUAAAUAAUUUAAUUUUAAAUUAGAAUGGCUGAAAUAAUCACAAUAUAAUCUGCUUCAUUGCAUAUACCAAUCUUCCAUUUCAUACAUUGAAAAUUCUGUAUUCAUGUUCCUUUUUUCAUUCUUUUUAUUAAUAGAAAUUUUCAUCCUGGUAAUAUUGGCAUGCUUUUCCAGGGCUGCACACAGCCAUGCUGUGCUGCAGCUGUGGAAACAUACUCUUUUUGAAAACCACUUUGAGGUUUUAUUAUAAUCAGGCAGUAUAUAAAUGUUUUGAAAUAAAUAAAUACAUCUAGGUAUCUCUUCCCACCCAAACCAGAAAAAAGCAUGCAGAAAUAGAAGAAUAUUUCAUAGCACACUGGUCCUGUUAUGUCUGCGACAUCAUUUAUUGCAGCUUAAGUAUUGUUGCCAAAGCUCUUGGUAGAAUGAGAAAAGGAAUCCAAUAAAUAUCUUGAAUAAAUAUGAGAGUUCCAUCUUACAGCAUGAUCCUUUGCAUGUGUACUGUACUUGGAAUCUCACUAUUUAGCAGGACUUGCUUUCAGAUAAGUGUUCAUAGGAUUGGAGAACCAUAAGCCAAACUUUCAAAGUGCUCUCCUUGAGCAAACAACAUUUGCUCCAAUUUAUUUUUCAGUUCCAUGUCUGUAAAUUCCAUUGAUUUUUAAAAUUCAAUUUAGAUUUUCUCAAAAUGUAUACUAUCUAAAACUUUGUUUGGUUUAUACAAAACCAAAGACACUUUUGCCACAUUGGGACAAUCAGGUACUGGCUUGACAAACAAGGCUUGUGGCACUAUUAUGAGUGUGUUUCCAAUGUUUCAAAGUCUCCAGAUAGGGGUACAGUCAUACCUUGUUUCUCGAACGUAAUCCAUUCCUGAAGUCCGUUUGACUUCUGAAAACCUUUGAAAACCAAGGCGUGGCUUCCAAUUGGCUGCAGGAGCUUCCCGCACUCAGUCGGAAGCUGCGUCGGAUGUUCGGCUGUUUGCAAACUGGAACACGCACUUCCGGGUUUGCAGCCAAAAUGGAUGAGUGCCAAGGCGUUUGAGAACCAAGGUUCGACUGUAUAAGGAAAGGUCUCCUUUAGGUAACCUCAUCUCAAUGUGUCCAGGGCUUUAUAUGCCAAUAGCAAGACCUAAAACCUGGCUCAAUAGCAAAAUGGCAGCCAGUGAAACUCUUUCAGCCCAGGUGUUAUGCACAGUUGAUAGGUGCCCUUUUCCACAGUCUUGCUGUGGCAUUAUGCACUAGCAACAGCUGCCAGUUCAACCUUAAGGGAAGCUCCACAAAGAGUUCAUUGCAGUAAUCUAAUCUGGAGACUUUCCGGGCUUUGACCACUUUACCUAGGCUAUUCCAAUAAAGGGAUGGUCAUAUCUGUUGCAGCAGCCAAACUAGCAGAAGGUGCUCCUUAUCCACUGGUUCUCCAGUGACAAAGAUGGAUUCAGGAGCACCACCGAACUACUUACUUGCUCCUUCAGAAGUGAAACCCUAUUUAGAACAGUCAGUUGAUCUGUUCCUAGGCCUGGGAAGUGCUCCUAAACAGAACCUUAAUCCUAACCAGAAUUCAAGGUCAGUUUAUUGACCCUCAUCCAGCCCAUCAUGGUACCUAAGCACUUACCCAAUUCCUGCAUAGUCACUUGAUUCAGAAAGAGUUGAGUUAUAUUUUGUCACUCACGUGAUGUGACAGAAAAUACAUAAUAAAAGCAAAACAAGCCAAUAACACCCCCCAUCAUAUUUUAAAAGGGCAUCAGAUGUUCUGGUUAAAGGGGAAUGUUUUCAUCUGGUGCCUUAAAGGGGCAUAAUGAAAGUGCCAGCUGAACCUCCCUGGGGAGAGCAUUUCGCAAAUGGGGAGCCACUGCAGAAAAGGCCCAUUCUCGUGUUGCCACCCUCCAGGCCUGCCAUGGAGGUGACACAAAGAAGAGCGUCAGAGGAUGAUCUCAGGGUCUGGGUAGGUUCAUAUGGAGAGAAGCAGUCCAAUAAACUGUUUAAUCUAUAGGCUUUCUGCUAGACCACUGCUAAGCCACUGCCACAACAUAUUGGAUCUGUGCAUACAUAUGCCAUGCUCAUCUUUCAGUCGUGUUACUCUACAAAUACCUCUUAUUGUCAGUGUUCAGUCCUUCUCUGUGCAACUUUUUUUGGUUACUUUUCUGUUUUGGAAGUUGUGACAAAUCUCUUUCUUAGCAUCUGACAUCUUUUCCACUGGGAAGUAUUAUGAAAAGGUUCUGCUCAGUUCCUUCUCCUAAGCAUGAUGUCGUAAUUUUCUACUUGAUAUUCCCCUGCUUAUUCUUCUUUGAAGUUUCAUUUAGCUCAUUGAAAUAUAGGGAUGGCUGGGUGGCUUUUCUUACAUUCUCCAGUACUGUGUGAAUGGGUAUUUGAAGAAAAUAUGAAAGUGUUAGAUUAUUUUUUUCCCUCCAGUGUCUUGGAGUGUGCUGUCACUGAAGAUGUGAUAGCCCUAUAUUUUGACAAAUCGGAUUUCUUAAUUAUAGUAGCCAGUUACAUUUAAAACAAGGAAGAUAAAUGUUGUGUUUCUUGGUAAGAGAUAAGAUGCAGUAAUAAACAAUAUUUAGACUUGAAGUUUAAUUUUUAAAGAAAGUUAUUACAGUUUUAUCAGAUAUUUAAUUAGCUACAAAUCUUUUCUUCUUUUAUUAAGCUGGUUUUCAUGCAGUCAAAGUAAGUUGAACUCUCAAAAUGUUUGCACUUCCCUUUAGAUUACCCUUCUAAAUACUACCAUGCAUUUUAUUUUAUCUUUACUAGCCCACUAGGAGGCUAGUGGCCAUGGAAAUGCAGUUUGUUAGUAGGCUGGUAAAAACUGCCCUACCAAAUAGGCUGGCACAGGAGGGACAGAGCUGAGGGAUGAGUUUCCCUUCUUCCACAGCUAGCCUGCAAACUGAAUGGGCAGGCGGAAGAGGGACGGAAAUACUUGUCCAUUCUCUGCCAGUUCACUGACCUUCAAGGUCAUCUAUGGCUAUUCGGCUAAAUACAGGUCUGAUUUACGAAAAGGUCUGGUGAGAAGGUACUUUUCUAUUUUUACUACAAAUACCUUUCAGAAUCAAAGCGUUAAGAAGCAAACAUACUUCCUUAUAUGAGUGCAUAGGUAGUACUCUUUCCCUAAGUGAUCUAAUGUCAAGUGUGUCAGGAGAUAAAAACUAGUUUCCAUAAAUUUUUAGAAGGCAUAAGCAGGCACAGGUGAAGCAGGGAAGCAGAAAGGAUUAAUUUCUGCAUAUUUCAUUUUGUUUCCUUUUGAUAGAGAAACAUUUUAAGAGCUGAGAAGCCCAGUUCAUAUUUUUUGCACACACUCUAAAAUCCCAAGCCUGUGCUCUUUUGAUCUCUUAAAUAUUGUAUGUUGGACUCUUACCACUUCAAAUACAUCUCAGAAAGUGUGAAUCUACAUUCAAGGCUUUCCCCACUAUCUUUUUGAAAGAACACUUAGGCUGUGCUGUUAUGUUGUAGUGUGUACUGGAAUUAAAGCAGCAAAUCAGUGGGUCCCUGUCCACGCUGAAGUCCCAGUUGUGCCUGCUGCCUGGGAAGGCAGAAGGAGAGCAAAGCAUUGGCAGCAGCUGGAUUGUAGUCUGGCUCACCCACCAUCUGGCUGUGCUGCAGCCCAGGGCCUACCAUGGGAGCUGUAAGUCUAAUUAAAGGCCUGGCCCAGACUUUGAUGUCGCUGUUUUCAACCGCUGGUGAAACCGCCAUCGCACUCUGCCCCGCCAGAGGGAGAAUCAAGCUGAAUCGGCAAGGAGCUGAUACUGCUCGUUCCUUCCUCCGCUUCUUUAAACUGCUUGGCUGAGGAGUGAGCUGCUGUCCUCGCCUCAAGGAACCCCUGACCCACCACCAGCGGGAUGGGAGCUCCGUUAAAGUGCUCCCCCUCCCCAGCUGAAAGAGCCCCACCCCAACUGCUUGCACAUGAGUAGGAGUGGGAGCGGGGCUGCUCAGCUGGGAAGCCCAAAGCCUCUUCUUCCCAGCUGAGACAUCCCCGACUGCUACUGUUUGCACCCGAGUAGGAGUGGGAUUGGGGCUGCUCAGCUGAGAAGCCUGUAGCCCGCCCUUCCCAACUGAGAGAGCCCCAACCGUGCUUGGCUGCCUUCUCUGGGAGGAUGUGUUGCACCUUUCCUCCCAGAAAGAUGGAAGGCAGACCAGGCAGUGUAGGGGCUCUUGGAUGCUGCUGGCGGGCCCAGCGCUCACCAGCAGCUUCCAGCAGCCCUUCCCCACAAGGCAUGGAUACAGUAGCUUUGCACCCCGUGCCUUGCAGACUUCGCCCUGGAGUGUGGGCUGCAUCAUUCCUCCUGGGGUGAAUGUCCCCGCACCAGAGGAGAGAGACAGCGCACCCGCACAGGUAAAAGCAGUCAAACACUUGGAGCCUGACAGGUUCCGUGUGCUUGGCUAAUGCCGCUUGGUCUGACUUCGGGGAGUGGGGGGCAAGCUGGCAAGGUAGCUGCCCCCCCCCCCGUGCCAGCGAAGUCAUAGGGAGCUUGGCCAAGGAGCCAAAAGGUCCUUGCUGCUCCAGUGUGAGCGGCAGGGGACUUGGGGCUGGCUCCGCUGGGAGCAGGAGCUCUCCCGCCGCCAGCGGAGCCUGGCCAAGGGAUCUUGGGGCUUGCUUAGCUGGGUGCAGGAGCCUUUCCGCCCCACAGCUGAGCAGCAGGCUUGAGCCAGCUGUAUUGGCCACAGCCCGUGAGGCGCUGGGGUGAAAGCACCUGAGCUCCCAUGAUGAGAGCUGCAGGAGUUUCACCCAGUAUCUUGCCAUCUGGGGCCAAUGCAGCUUUUUUCAACAUCGCUGUAUAUCGUCAAACCACAAUGUUUGGCUGGCGAUACACCAUGAUGUUGAAAACCCAACAUUGUCCAGCCCUUGUGUAAGGUACAGCCACAAGCUUUUGGUGGCCUCAUAUGCAGGCACCAGCUUUUAGGUGCCUCUGGGCAGAAAUGUGGCUGCAUUGUGAAAAACAGUCUGCUACUAGUCCCCUGCCUUUAGCCAAUAGAUUUAUAUAUCUGCCUUGGCUGUCUGUUGGUGAUGGUAGCCAAGAAUAUGAGUUUGCAGUGUCCCACGGGGCCAAUGCUAGACACGGUCUUUGCCAUGAGUUAAAUGUAUCAUCUGAAAAUUAUCUUACUGUAUAACCUGGUAAUAUUUUAUCCCAGAAUGCUGCAUUUGGGGACUUUGAAAUAACAAAAAUGAUGCACAAGAAACUUAGGAAGCAAAACUAUGGAAAAAAUAUCUAACACUGUUGUAUUUAUUUUCUAAUUCUAGUUCUGGAUGUUCUACACCUCACAAAUGAAAAGAUUUUUUCACUGAUACAGGGAUUUUCCUUACUCCACACUUGUGUUUGCUAGGUUAAGAUAAUUUUGUUGACUUUCAGAAAUCUCCCAUUACUGCACAAUUUCUUUCUUGCUUACCGAAGCACAAAAGCCACAAAGAGAGAGAAACUUUAAAAGUAGGCAUGGUGCAUGGCAAAUUAGGCACGCAACACCAAUUAGCAAAAACACAGUAAAAGGAAUUGCAUGUCUAAUUCACAACACGCUGUGCUGUAAAUGCAACUCUUAGUAGUUUGUGAAAUCACUGUGAAGUUUAUCUAGUUAGAAGAGGCUUUGAUUUUGGAAAUAAAACUAUCCAGAGAUAUAGACUCUUAAUUUUACUGCUUUCUGUCAGUGGCUCCUAAGUAAUAGAACCUCAUUUAUAUAUUUAUUUUGUAGUGGUACUGUGGAUUGCUGUUUUGGUAGAGGUUACUAGUCAUGCUGUGUUAGGAAGAGUUUAAUUUCAUACGUACAAAUAUGUAGAUUAUCAGCAAACAGCAGAAGGCCACCAAAUAGAAAUAGCAUAAUGGUUUCUGGUGAGGUAACCUUUUCUUUUUACAAAUAAAUGUUUAGAGUCCGCAUUUUUGGUUGUUCUCUGUAUUAUUUCUCCAUGCUGCAAGAAUUGUAUGUGGCUAAGGGGAAUGCUGUUCACACUCCUGUUACGAGAUAGAAAUAGGUCUUGCCCGUCCCUUGAAUUGUUGAUACAGGAGUGAGAUAUUCUCUUCUCAGGUUCUCCAGUUACGGAAUUUCUACAUUCAGCCAGGGAAGGAUUGAAGAGAAAGCCCUGGCUUAGCAUCAUUACGGUAGCUGAGUUGGAAGCAAGCGCUUCCUGCUCAGCUUACAGAAAGGGAUAGGCAGGACAACUCUGCAGAAGCUGCUGCUGUGUCCAAGAGCUCUUGGCUGCAGUGCAGACUUCCUCAAGGUUCUUCUAUGCACCCAGUCUCCUGCCCUAAAACCACUUGCUCUUUGGGGGGCAAAGGGAGACUCAGUCUUGCCCUCUGCUUUUGAAGCAACCAGGAUAAGUGAAGGGGAAUUGGGCUUGGAGAUAGCACAUGCCUUUUGACAUGUUGCCUCUGGGCCCAUUUUCUACCCUCCCCACCAUACAUGGCUUUGGAGAUAGAUUGUGUUUCCUUCCCUUCCUCUGUCUGCACUGCAGAGAGCAGGAAGGUUCAAUCCUGCUGCAUGCUGCUUCACCAGCACAUUCCAUGUAGGGAACACACUAGUGAAGCGGACCCCUUGCAGUCAGCAGUAUUGAACCCUCCACUUGCUACCACACCUUUGGGGAAUAUGCUUAUGAAGCAGCACCCAGCAGGAUUGCAAGCUAGGUUCUAUCCUGCUAGCUGCAAGGUGCUGCUUUGCAAGCAUGUUCCCCGCAGGGAAGGCACUUGCAAAGCAACACCCAGCAGGAUUGCGCACUGCUUGUUUAAGCCUGCCGGGUACAGGGCAAAUCACUCAGCUGGAUCAAACCUUCCUGUUCUCCACAGUGCAAUCAGGGGCAGUGGAAGGAGGCACAGUGUCUCCUCCUUUCCUGACCCUCACAGACUUUUUCAGCCGUGGGCCGGUCCACUGUCCCUCAGACCUUGUGGGGUCGUGUGUGUGUGUGUGUGUGUGUGUGUGUGUGUAUGUAUAUAUAUAUAUAAUGAACAAAUUCCUAUGCCCCACAAAUAACCCAGAGAUGCAUUUUAAAUAAAAGCACACAUUCUACUCAUGUAAAAACACGCUGAUUCCAGGAUUGUCCGCGGGCCGGAUUGAGAAGGCGAUUGGGCUGCACCCGGCCCCCGGGCCUUAGUUUGCCUACCCAUGCUCCUGACCAUAUGUUGACUUUACCCCUGCAUGUGCACUCCUCCAUUGUCUCUCAAGAUAGACCGAUGCCAACAACAAUUGGAUGUUGCCCAUAUCUGCAUUAAUCUGGGAUAGAGUUGUGCUUUCCUUGUACUGAAUGUGGAUUACAUGUUUUGAGCUCUGGGAUUUUGAGUUAGAUCCAGUUUUUUAUAGAAUCAGUGUAAUCUGUUUAAAUUAAUGCUGUUUGAUAUACUCAAAUGCUGUUUUCUGGACUGUGUAGGUCCUGCGCUAGACCUUGAAAAAGUUCAGCCAGAAUCCAUUGAGCCUGAGCCUGAAGUACAGAAUGCUUUCAGUGAGGAAGCAAAUACAUCAACAUACUAUCCUGCUGCUGUUCCAGUAAUGGACAAAUAUAUUCUUGAGAAUGGAAAGGUAAUUUAGGAGGCUACUUCAUAAAUAUUUGUCAUGUGGAAUUUAGGUGGAUUUCAUGUUCCUCAUAUCAGGCCAAGAGAAAGCUAGAAGACCUUUACAGACAUUUCUUGAGUUGUGGUUUCCUUUCCUGGUGGUUUUUGCAUUUGUUCGGCAAAAGGUACUCACAGACCACACACCUGAUGAAAAUCAUAGCUUUAGAAGAGCUGGAAUGUCUUCCCUUGUGUUAGACACAGUUAUGUGAGAGAUUUUGAAAGUAACUUGGAACUCCUAGAUCUGAUUCAUAGAUAUCUGUGUGUGUAUAUGUCUUUUGGAGACUAGUAUUUCAAUCAUCGUUGAGCCUAUAUAGUUGUAUGAAUUCACUUUCUGAUAUAAUUGUCUGUAGAACAACUUGCUUUCAAUUUACAUGAAUGUACAUAGAACUCAGUUUCAAGUUAAUUCUAACAUUUCAUACCUUGAGAUAUUGCAGGAGUAUUAUUUUUUAAGAUCAGUGGCUGGUUCUUAUGAAAUAUUAAACAAAUCACUACUAAUCUGGAUGCUCUUUGCUUUUUGAAAACUGACUGCAUUUCCCUCCCUUUACACUUCAGGUCCAUCUUGGCAGCGGCAUCUGGGUAGAUGAGGAGAAAUGGCACCAACUGCAAGUAACGCAAGGGGAUUCAAAGUAUACAAAAAACUUAGCGGUUAUGAUCUGGGGAACAGAUGUUCUUAAGAACAGAAGCGUCACAGGAGUCGCCACCAAAAAAAAGAAAGACGCCGUUCCCAAACCUCCUCUGUCCCCUCACAAAUUAAGCAUUGUCAGAGGUACGUGACUUGGAGCAUGCAAUACUGCUGUGAUGAAAUGGGAGAAUCUUUCUUCCUCUUUUUUUUAUUUUUUUUUAAAAAAUUACUCAAAUAUGCAGCACAAUUCCACAUUCCAGUUACACUGUUGUGGGCAGGAGAGAUAUGCUAUUGCUACAACAACAGAAAAGCCCAUAUAUCCUAUGCAUGCUCAACCCAGGAGAAGAGGCGGGAAACACAUAACCAGUUUUUUCUUUAAUGGUGGGAAAGCAACAGAUGUGCCCCUAGCAUACAUUGAAAACUGACCAUCACUAUCCCUACUCACACAUGGAGAGAGUCAGUGAACUCACAAUGCCAGGGUCGUACCCCAACACACAACAUUAGAGCACCUCACUCCACCAACCCCAUUGGCAUAGCCAUCAAUGACCACAAUACUGCAAGUCCCCAGGUAACUCUCCUGGCAGGGGUUUGACUUGAGUUACUCUCUUCACAACCACCAUUUGGAGCACCACACACAGAAGAAAAGGAGAGUCCAGAUAAUGCUGCCCCCAUCCACCAUACGCAGCCAUAGAUACCAGGAGCAUAAGGAAUGGAGGAGGAGCCAUAGCUGGGUGGAACAGCUCACAUUUUACAUGGCAGGAGUGCCAGUUUAAAAUUCAGGGUACAACCUCACACUAGGAAAGAUGGGAAGCCCCCCUCCUCCCACUUGACACACCUUAGCAAAUCAGGAGGAGCACUGCAUGAAGCAAUAGCCUGGCUGCUGCAUGGGCCAACCAGACCAUUUGGUCCACCCUUUCCCCUAGCACCCCAUGUGACCAGUCACCUUCCUUGCUAAUUUGCCUGAUAGUCCAGCGCUGCUGAGUAGAAUCUCAGUAGGCCUCUGCCUCUCUCUUUUCCUUCUUCCUUGCCAAAUGACUGCCUACUACACACUGCCACCAUUGAACUUGUGCAACCUGAUAGGCCUGCCCACUCAUGAGUGAACAACCAUUGAAAGCACCACUUCAAGCUUCCUUCCUUCCCCUCUCAGAGUCCCAUCCUGAGUCCUACUUGAGUACGACCCUACAAACAGCAACAAAACAAAAAAACAACAACUUGUUGCAGAAUAAUUGCCUUUAUUCAACUCAGUGCAUCUGGGAUAGAGUGGACCCUGAAAGAGAAAAACACUUUUCUGGGAUGGCCAAAGCAGGUUCUUUAUGAUGGUUGCUCAAUAGACAGAAGAGCAGGUUCUCCUUGUGGCACCAGCUGCAUCCUAGGGACACCUUCAUCUGUUUUGUGUCUGUGAUGAAUCUUCCAAGGAUGUAUGCACAUGCUUGGAACAAGUAGGAUGCUAUGAGCAAAAGCUGGAAAUGUCCUAGUCUCUACUGCUUGUCAUGUGUUGGACCUUUCUCAUGGUCUGCGCAGAAUGAGGUUUCAAGUAGAUCCUGUAUCUGUUAAGAGAAGGGAGUCACUGACAGGGAACAAUGAGUAAUAGUCAGCAGCCCAUAGCCACUGAAGCUGGAGCAGGUGUUUUGGGGUGAGUGAGAAGACAGGGUCUGAUGACGUCUGUAUGUUGUCCUACAUGCCCAGUCAUAGAAUACUUGAAUUGUAGAGUUGGAAGGGAUCCUGAGGGUUAUCUAGUUAAACCCCCUGUGAUGCAGGAAUCUCAUCUAAAUCAUACAUGACAGAUGGCUAGUCAACCUCUGCUUAAAAACCUUCAAGGACGGAAAGUCCAUCACCUUUCAUUGGAGUCUGUUCCACUGUGGGACAGCUCUUACUGUCAGAAAGUUCUUCCUGAUGUUUAGUCGGAAUCUCCUUUCUUGUAACAUGAAGUUAUUGGUUUGAGUCCUCUGGAGCAGGAAAAAAGAAGCUUGCUCCAUCUGCCAUGUGACACCUGUUCAGAUAUUUGAAGAUGGAUACCAUGUCUCCUCUUUAGCAGGCUGCUCCCUCUGUGUUGGGUUUAUAUGCUAGUGGUAGUGUGCUGUGAUUGGGUGGUGAGUUACACUGUGUCAUAUGGCCUGUCAUAUGACAACAAAAGGGAUGCGGGUGGCACUGUGGUCUAAACCACUGAGCCUCUUGGGCUUGCUGAUCAGAAAGUUGGCAGUUCGAAUCUCUGUGAUGGGGUGAGUUCCCGUUGCUCUGUUCCAGCUCUUGUUAACCUAGCAGUUCUAAAGCACGCCAGUGCAAGUACCACUGCAGCGGGAAGACAAACGGUGUUUCCGUGCGCUCUGGCACUCGUCACUGUCCUCCGUGCGCCAGUAGCUGUUUAGUCAUGCUGUCUGUGGACAAAUGCUGGCUCCCUCGGCCUGAAAGUGAGAUGAGCGCCACAACCCCAUAGUCGCCUUUGACUGGACUUAACCGUCCAGGGUCCUUUACCUUCAUGGACUAUUUUUCGUUUCCCACCCCUUCCCAUCUAAGUCAGUGGGAGAAAAAUUGCAUCAUGGCUGGGCAUGAUAUAAUGUUCAGCUGUUGAUGGGGCCACGUCUGUAGUCUGGAGAAUUGUAGGUCGUAGUGUCUCCUGCCUGUAGCUCUGCCCUGUUUUAGCCAUUCUGUUGAUGUACUUGAUAUUUUCACUAGGGUGUCUGUCAUGGUAGUGAUGUGUUCUACUAGCACUUGUACCAUAUUCUCUGGCCCUCAACCAGUGGAUCUUGAGCGUAUGAGGACACCUUUAAUCAAUCAUUGCAUUGAGACUUUGUUAAAAUAUUCUCUCACACACAAAAAAGAGUAUAGCUACAUACAUACAAAAAUAUAUGUCGAUAUAAAGCCUUCCACUUCUCUAAUCUCCAAAUUUUCAUUCAAAAUGCAGACAGAGGAUCUGCAAUCCAUUUUAAAGAGGAAAAUAGACACCUUAAGGCAGUUUGAUAAGUAGAAAGGCAUUGCCAUACUUAAUCUGGCAUUUGAAUGAAAAUCCCUGCUUCUGAAAAUAAAACUAAUAUGAAAUUUUGUUUGACAGCACCUUUAGAAAUGGUAAAAGAGUAUGCAUGUCUGACUAUCUUUUUCAAUCAAGGAACUAUGUUUCAAAGCUUCUUCAAAUUUGGUUGCAAUCCAGAGAAAAAUAAACCCAGUUAAAAAUGCAUUGAAAUAGAUGCAACUUAAGUACUUAAUUAAUGUUCUUAAUUGUACGAUUAAUAUGCUUAAUUGUACAAUCCUAUGUAUGCUUACUCAGAAGCAAAUCCUAUUGUAUUCAGUGAAGUUUACUCCUUAAAACGCAUGCCUAGGAUUGAAUAUGUAGGCUCUAAUCUCAAUGGGAUUUAGGUGUACCUUAUAUAUUCUGACCUGCAUACUUUAUAUUAGGGAUAGGAAACCUGUGACCCUCCAGUUGUUGCUGGACUACAGCUCCCAUCAUCUCUGACCAUUGAUCGUGCUGCCUGGGCCUAUCAUGGAAAUCGAAGUCUGGCAACAUUUGGAGGGCAUCUCUACUAAAUGUAUUCAGAUUUCUCCUUGGCUGUGCCAAAUUGACUUUUUAUGUCAGCCUUGUUCCCACGUACCAUGUCUUGAUGUGUAUCCAUGUAUAGCACGAUCACUUCUUUAUAUCACUGAAAGAGAAUACAUAAUCACAAGGAACCCUCAAACAUUCUUUUCACAUCGUCUAAGUCUGGUACUAUCUAAAUGAUGCAUAAGGAUAUAAAUAUCAGUUCUCCGUAGCUUAAGAAAACAAGUGGAUUCACUAAGUAUUAUGCACAUCCAAUUCAAUGCAUAGUGCAAGAGAGGGUAAGCCCCACUUCAUCUGUUAACCAGGGACACAGUUAUAUGUGCAUGGCAACUCCUCGUAGCACUUGAAGAAACCACGUGGACAAGGCUGGUCCUCACACCAGCACUGCAAGACUGUAGGCCAGGUUAUCAUUGGCAUGGAAACCAAUGAUGCUACUGGAGCAGCUCUUAUGAAUAGGAAGUUAACUUGGAGUGGUGCAGAAACUGCUUUCAAUCAAGGAAAGAAAAAAAUUGAGAUGCUCCAAGUGCUACUGAGAAGGAGCAGAAAUGAGCAUGGAGAAGGGCUGUAGCUCAGUGGCAUAGCAAAUGCUUUGAAUGCAGGUUGAAGAGCCCAGGUUGACUCUCUGCUAUCUCAGGGUAGGGCUGGAAAAGACACCCGUCUGACUGGCAGCAGCUCAGCAGUGUUCACUGUGAAGAGUACUGAGCUAUAUGAACCCACUCUCUCACUUGGUAGACUAUAAGACAUCUUCCUGUGCUGCUAGAGAUAAUCCUGUGGAGCCCAAUAGCUAGGAGCUCUUUCCUUUCUCCCAAAAUAUUUUUAGUUAUGGGGCGGCAUCAGGCUUAGUUAAUCAGCUGUCUUGUGUUUCUGGGCUCUCGAGCCAAUGUUCUGGGAAUGAGUAAAAUUAGUAGUGUUCAGGGAAGCUGACUUUGUGGCUCCUUAAAUCCUAGUAACAGCUGAAGUCUGCAGAGUAAGCUGAGUUGUCGCUCAACAUUCUGCAACAGUUUAACAACUCCAUUCUAAACUUAUGAUCCUGCACAGGCUAUUUUGUGUCUAGGAAAUUUUCGUGAAAUCAGUGGAACUUUCACACUCAUCAGGGUUAUGUCUGUAGGCAGUGAUGCAACAAUGCACUUAGACCAGAUCUGUGUUCACAUCAAGGUUUAUUGUACUGGUUUUUCCCCCUCACUGGCAAGACUGUGAGAUGGAUUUUAACGUUGGGAUGAUGGUUCAUCUGGGAAUCAUGCUGGAAAUAAAACAGCAACAGCCAGCAUGGGUAGAUUUCAAUAAUGCACAGUAAUAACUUGAAUUUCCCUCUCUGUGUGUUUAUGCCUUGUUUUUCAGUUCAAAUAUUCACUGUUCUGGUACUGAAGAAGGGGUGGGAGGUAGUUUUCCUUGAUCACAGUUCAUCCGUCAUUGUUUAAAUUAGAACACCAUUUUUAGCCACGGUUCUUCCCCCAGCUCUUUCAGACCUCAUUUUAAUGCAUAUUGGCAGCUACCCUUUUCAGCUUAGAUUAUAACUAGGAUUUUAAAUAUAUUUUUCAUUGUCCAAUAAUUUUUGCAUUUCAAGAUGAGAGCUCGUAAAAUCCAUGUUUGAUGUGGUUUUUACUUUUAUUCUCUGGUCCUAGAAUAGCUUCCUUAAAAUACAUCUUUUUUAAAAAUGGAGUAAAGCCUUAAUGGGGCUAAUAUGUCUUGCUCUUUAGUAGUCCCUGUUGUGUAGUUUAUUUUAAGGAAGUUAUUAAAAAGUAUGGUAUGCAAACAUUGUAAACCCUGUCACUGAAAAAUAACCUUUUCUAAAACUUCUGAAAGGUGUCAGAGGAAACUGAAAAGGGUAUAGAAUAUUUAAUUGUCAUAACUUUAAUAUGGUACAUUAACAAUGCUAUAAAACUUGUUAAUUAAGUGAAUCUCUGUGGUUUUCUACCAUAUGAAGCAAUAAAUUGCUGGUGGGGAAAAUACUAGGCAAAGCAGAAGUUGUUUAAUCAGUUUGGAAGCCAUUAAAGCAAUAGUAAGGACCAGCGGGCACAAUGGCUAUAUUUUUUGCCACUUUGCCACCAUGGGUGUAUGUGUGUUUAGAGAGAGAGUAUAUGGAGUUCUAAGAGUAGCAGGGCUCGCCCUCUUAAAGUUGUGCCUUUGUAACCAGGCUAUUUACAGCCCAUUUAUUCCUUCCAAAAUUUGGAACAAAGAUUACAAUGACUUUAUAGUUUCUGGAUUAUAUCCUCAUCUCUUUCAGCCAGCUACCUUCAACUACAGUGGUGCCUCGCAAGACGAAAUUAAUCCGUUCCGCGAGUGUCUUCGUCUAGCGGGUUUUUUCGUCUUGCGAAGCAACCCUAUUAGCAUUUUAGCGGAUUAGCGCUAUUAGCGGUUUAGCGGCUAUUAAAGGCUUAUCGGCUUAGCAGAUUAGCUGCUAAAAGGCUAUUAAAGGCUUAGCGGCUUAGAUAAAGGGGGGGGGGAGCGGAAAAAAAAUCUCAAGACUCGCAAGACAUUUUCGUCUUGCGAAGCAAGUCCAUAGGGAAAUUCGUCCUGCGAAGCAACUCAAAAACGGAAAACCCUUUCGUCUAGCGGGUUUUCCGUUUUGCGAGGCAUUCGUCUUGCGGGGCACCACUGUAUCCUUGGGCAUUAAAGAUGCAGCUACAUUGCUACAUUGCUUGGAAGUAUCUCUUGACUACACCUUUCUUGUGUGCUCUUUUUCCAAUAGAAUAUGUCGGCCAAUGUAACCCUACUUCAAUUAAUGUUUUUAGAGCACCUCAAAAGUCCACCAGAGGAGGCUUCAUAGUUCUUUGUCUGUCACAGAAGUAUGCUGCUGCUGGAAUAAUGCAUCACUUAUAUGUUCAGCAUAGGUCAGCUUCCACUUUUUCAGACUACCAGUGUUAGUGUGAUUCAGGAAAACAAAAUCUGAAAAAGUGGGAACGUUUGUUGGAAAUGACUAGGGAACCUGCUAUCUGCAGCAGCAAAGGGAACAUUGAGAAACAUAGAUUUUUCUCUGGAGUUUGUGACCAUGGUUGUGUGAUAUAGUGGAAAUGUUUAGCCUGGAAAACAAGACUUCAGAGCUAGAAAGUGUAAAUAUGUGCUAGAUAAUGGUCAAAUAAUGCUAUAUGCAUUCCUUUUUGAUGUAAUCCUAAACCUGUUUACUCAAAAGUGUUCUAUGGAGAAGUGUGCAUAUGAUUAUAGCCUUUAAUAUUAACGGAGUUAAAUGUUGGGUUGUGAUUAGUAGCCUAUCAUUCAAACUACAAAUCAACCAGAAACAUUUCACACUGCAGUAUUAAAAUGUAGCCGAAAGUAUUAUUGUACAUUAUUUUGUUCAUGAUCCAGAGAUCUGCAUGCACAAAACCAUGUGCAUAAGCCAAAUUUUUUGAAGUCUGUCAACAAACUGCUGCCCUCUUGCUAUCUCUUUCAUGUGCCUGUUACCUUGCUCAGUCACAUCGACUGUGUUUUACAUUUGUUGAGGUGUCAUUCUUAAUGCCAUUUUUUUUUCCAUUUCAGAAUGUUUGUAUGACAGGAUAGCACAAGAAACUGUGGACGAAACUGAAAUUGCACAGAGACUCUCCAAAGUCAACAAGUACAUUUGUGAAAAAAUCAUGGAUAUCAAUAAAUCAUGUAAAAAUGAAGAAAGGAGAGAAGCAAAAUAUAAUUUGCAAUAAAUUUUGAAUUUUUAAUAAAGUAUUAGUGUUUUACUCUGGUGGUGGUCUUGAUUUCAUGGUGUUGGG